Messenger RNA from Uranotaenia lowii, 3053 nucleotides. Its product is annotated as transient receptor potential channel pyrexia-like. Gene Ontology annotation, molecular function: monoatomic ion channel activity; protein binding. The record is from RefSeq and is a predicted model, not a curated record. Lineage: Eukaryota; Metazoa; Arthropoda; Insecta; Diptera; Culicidae. The transcript is spliced from 2 exons. The coding region runs from base 87 to 2996 and encodes 969 amino acids. Gene Ontology annotation, cellular component: membrane. Gene Ontology annotation, biological process: monoatomic ion transport; transmembrane transport.
AGCGUAAUUGUCCUCAGUCCAGAUCAGAUCUUCGGCCGGUGUAGGUGUUCGUACUCUGCAAUCAUUCCGCGCGAUCCUUAUGAACGAUGGAGAAUUUUGGCUACAAGGAGGGUUCCACGAAGCCCAAACGGCGCCUUGGAACCGGGACGAGAUCGAUCAAGGUGAAGAACCAACAGGUCCCGAUACCGAUGAAGCCGAGGUUUUCUCUCACACCGGACGUAACAGUGCACUGGAGGAAUGAUCCUGAGGUUGCUUUAGCGGAAGAUUUCGAGUACAUGAAGAUUGGGCCAUCGCCACCGGCCGAAAGUGCGCCGAACAUGUUUGACAACUAUGAGGAGUCGAACGUGGAGUUCGGCUUCGAGGUAUCGGCCGAUACGAUUCGAACCUCACUGAUGGAGCAAAUGAGGCUCGCAUCCGGUAGAUUGAAGCUGCUGGAUAACAUCGAACAAGGGAACAUCAUUGCUAACAAUGUGAAGGAGAUGCUGGAAGGCGCGACGAGAGCGGAGAAGAACAUCAGCUUUCUAUUUGCGGCUUUCUUGAAACGAUGGGACUUGUUGGAGGGACUGUUGGAAUGUGGAGCAGAGCUUACGUUCUUCGACAACAACGGAUUCACUGCUUUGCACUUGAGUUCAUUCAGCGGAUGUUUGAACUGUUCUAGUUUCUUGGUUGGCAGGGGUUUGGAGGUGAAUAUGCAACCCAAAGCGUUAACUCCGCUGCAUUGUGCUGCAUUUGGCGAUUCGAUGGAGGUGGCCCGAUUUUUGAUUUCCAAGGGCAGCCACUUGAAUACCAACACAAAGAAGCCAAAUUGUGAGGAAUCAUUGUUGCAUUGUGCCGUACGUGCGAAUGCCAUCAAUUGUGUUAAGUUAUUCAUAACCGAAGGAAUGGAUGUGAAUUCACUAAAGCCGAGUGGAAUGAAUGCGAUACAUUUGGCAGCAGAUUUGAGUCACGUUGAUUGUUUGAGGGUGCUGUUGGAGAGUCCCGAUGCAGAUCCCAAUAUCCGUAUCGGGAUUCGCGAGAAGGAAUCAACGGCACUGCAUCUAGCAGCGGACGAAGGAAAUGUGGAUUGCGUAACUCUGUUGUUAGCCAAAGGAGCAAACGCCAAGUUGAAAAACCAUCGCGGAUUCACACCGCUCCACUUGGCUGCUCGAACGUCAAGCCUAGAGUGUGUGGAAUUGCUUCUCAGGGUCGGCAAUGCUGAUCCGAACGCAGAAGACUUCGACCAACGAACUCCGCUGCAUACCGCCAUCGGAAAAUCGGAUAGUUCUCUCGACAUUAUCGAAACACUCAUCUGCUGGGGCUCCGAUAUCAACCGAAAAGACGUCUUCGGGUUUACAGCACUGCAUUUAGCUGCAUUAGAUGGGCUUGCUCAUUGCGUUGAAAUUUUAAUCUACCACGAUGCAGAUGUCACAACCAAAUCUAAAAAAGGAACAACCGCAUUGAACGUCAUUACCAGAAAAACUCCGGCAUCUCUCGCUAUGAUAAGACGAAAAUUUGAUGAUGCUAUGACUCUUAUCCAUUUACAAGACCCCUCUGAUAAGGAGGUUGUUUUAGAAUUGGACUUUCGCAGCAUAUUACAGCACUGCUAUCCACGCGAAAUCAGCUAUCUCAACACGCUGGUAGAUGAAGGUCAGAAAGAAAUCUUACAGCAUCCCCUUUGCUCCGCGUUCCUCUACAUCAAGUGGGGUAAAAUUCGUAAAUACUACAUCGCUCGGCUUUUGUUUUGUUUCAUCUUCAUCCUAUUCUUGACUUUGUAUGUUCUCACUGCGUUGGCCCACAAUUGCUACAAUGGCAGCAAAGAUAUGGAAGAAACUAUCCAGGAACAGGAAUUGUGUCAAAAGCAAUCUAUUUUGGGAAAUAUGCUUCGGAACAACCCCUUCGUAAUGGAAAUGCAAUGGAUAGUCCUGGUGGCGAUUACUUUCGUGGAAAUUUGUCGCAAACUCUAUGGGAUGACCGGGUACUCUUCAAUCCGUCGAUAUAUUACCCAAAUGGAAAAUGUCACCGAAUGGUUCAUCAUUGUAAGUGUUUUCGUAAUUUCAUACAUCUACACGAAACGAACCUAUACCUGGCAGAAUCACAUCGGAGCUUUCGCCGUGCUGCUGGGCUGGACUCACCUGAUGGUUAUGAUAGGACAGCUACCCGUUUUCGGAGCUUACGUUGCGAUGUACACCAAAGUUCAAGUCGAAUUCGCAAAGCUGUUCAUAGCGUAUUCGUGCAUGUUGGUAGGAUUCACCAUAAGCUUCUGCGUUAUAUUUCCAUCAUCGUCGUCCUUCGAAAAUCCUUUCAUGGGUUUCAUCACCGUAUUGGUCAUGAUGGUUGGUGAAUUGGAUCUGGAACUGUUGAUCAACGAUCCUGAUGGAAAAGAUCCCCCGUUCAUGUUGGAGCUGAGUGCCCAAAUCACAUUCGUACUGUUCCUUCUGUUCGUAACGGUAAUUUUGAUGAACCUUCUCGUAGGCAUAGCCGUCGACGAUAUCCAGGCGCUCAAGAAAACAGCCACCCUUUCCAAAUUGGUCGGACAAACGAAACUCAUUUCUUACAUCGAAUCAGCCCUGUUCAGCGGUUGGCUACCGAAUUGGUUACGAAGUCUGCUCCACUACACCGCACUUGUUUCCCCACAAGCGUAUCGGGUCAUACUGAGCCUUAAACCUCUGAACCCAGAAGAAAAGCGUCUCCCUAGACCGAUUAUGAUGGCUGCCUAUGAAGCCGCAAUGCAACUGAAACAUCCUCAAGUCAAUCCGACGGUAAACCCAGCAGCCACCCCCAUAACCAACAAAUACCGCUUCCAGAAUGGAACCGUGGGCCCGAACGGGCAACCACUGGAGCGGAUCAUCGAGUCGGACUACGGCUUCGAGACGGCUAGCAUUUGCACCCUGACCACCAAGAUCGACGAGAGCUCCGAAAAGUUGGACGUUCUAUCGAAGGAUCUGGCCGAGCUGAAAGCCGUUAUGACAACCAAUCAAGCUUUGAUUGACAAGAUUUCCAAACUUCUUGCGAAGUAGAAUGUAACGAUUUGUAUCUUUUAUAUGCAUUAACAUAUAACAUGAAAUAAACUAUAA